CGCUGAGCUCCGGGAAAGGAGGAGAAGAGCCUUUGGGGGUUGGAGGGGGAGGCGUGUGCGCGGCCGUGCCAGCUGGGCAACCGGUGCUAAGAAGCAGCUUUGGGGGAGGAGGAGGAGGGGAGAAGACAGGGAGAAUGCGGAGUCUCCUUUCAGGGACGCCGAAGCGGCGGGAAAGCAGCACCGCCGCCGCCGCCGCCACCACCAGAGUCUAAGCUUUCGGCGGCUCCAGACAGGUGAGGCGGGGAGCGGGCAGGCGGCCGCCAGGGAGCUGAGACCCAGGCGGUUUCUUUCGGUCCCUGCAGGGAGUAGGCGUAGUUUUGCAUUCCUGCCUUCGCCGGACUUCGACCUGCAGCUUACAGUCGUCUUAAAGAGAAAUGGACGGUCAGACCUGCACGGCCCCGAGCGACGUGGCUCUCUCCAGGCGGAAAGCCAAGUCAAAAGCUCCCCUUCCUCCACCUGAAACUAAAGUUACUGAUUGCUCACCUUUUGAUGAUCUAGAAUUGUCUAACUGCACGAUGGACCAAAAAGAAAAUGCGAUUGAUAGAGACAUUCAGCUGUCUGUGAUUCUUCCUGGAGAGGUGAUCAAGACUACUAAUAUUAACGGCAGCAAACCAAUGAUGGACUUAUUGGUAUACCUUUGUGCACAAUACCAUUUAAAUCCUGCAAGCCACAUUAUUGAUCUGAUGUCAGCUGAGAAGAAACCAAUCAAAUUCAAACCUAACACACCUAUUGGAAUGCUUGAAGUUGACCAAGUGAUUUUAAAGCCAAAAGAAAUGGAUAAGAAAAAGCCAAUUCCUAUCAUCCCAGAGCAAACUGUGAGAGUUGUGGUGAAUUAUAAGAAGACACAGAAGACAGUUGUCCGAGUUAGUCCUCAUACACCGCUUCAAGAAAUUGUGCAUAUUAUCAGCAGCAAAUGUGAUUUUGAUCCUUUACACACUAUUUUGCUAAAGACCUAUCAAUCUCAAGAGAUUCUUGACCUGACAAAAUCCCUUAAUGACCUUGGACUCAGAGAGUUAUAUGCAAUGGAUGUCAGCAGAGCCACGCCAACUACUGAAUACAGCUUGUCUUCAUUACAAGACUCUUUUCAGAAUGCACAAAAUUCAGAUAACUUGAAAGAGAAAGAAACUAAAGGAUUCUUUGGCAUUUUUCAACGGAGCAAAAAGAAACGGCAACAGGUAACAAACACGGCCAGUGCUCCUGCAACACCACUCAUGAACAAGCCAAGGCCGGCCUUUGCUGUGAGAUCCAGUUCAAUUUCAAAACAGUACGAGUCAAACACUCUGCCCUCUGAAAUGCCCAAAAAGCGCCGAGCACCUUUGCCUCCCAUGCCUGCUUCACAAAGUGUGCCCCAGGAUCUUGCUCAAAGCCAGAACAAACCUAAGAUCUGUAUGCUGAAAUCCAGUAGUGUGGAUGAAACUGAUAAGGGGCUGUCAGGAGAGGGAAUAGAGAGAUCGGGUUCUCUUCAUCUCAGUGGCACGUCUUCAGUUAAUUCUUCUUUAAAGCGGGCAAAGCGCAAAGCACCUUCUCCACCUUCUAGAAAACUGCAAGGCCAAAGUGACCCUAGCAUUGACACAGGAUCCGAAUCUGCAGAAUCAAUUCAUACCGAAAGCAUUGACAAAGGAAAAUACUCAAAAGCGCAAUCUCCAACAGGCAAUGUAGUUGAUCUAACCAGGACCCCAAUGGCAGCAGGUACUUCCAGCAGCUUUGAUCCAACCAGUCAUGAUCAAAACAAUAUCCAACAAGUCGCGGAUGAAAGUAGAGUUUUGGUUAACACUGAUACUCCAGAUGAAUCUGAAGUGUCGCUCAAAUCUGACAUGGGUUCUGAAUAUAGCCUAAAGGAGAUAGAUGAGAAGGAAGAAAUAUACAGUGAUUCUCUCAGUGCUUCUGAGGUUCCACUAGAUGUUCAGAAACAUGAAACUGCUUCUGAUUCAAGUUUUAGUAUUGGAGACAAUGCACAGGAAUCUAAUGAAGAAAAAACAGAAAACACGACUGCAGGAGAUAACGCCCAAGAUAGUGAAAUACUGAGAGAAAGAGUUAGCAUUCCCAAUGGUACCACACUUGGAACAUUGCGGCCAAACACAAAUAAUGGUCAUAAAGAGCCAACAUGUCCUCUGCCUUCUGACAAACUCAGUAAGGAAGAAAUAGGAAAAAGUAACAAGCCUGAGACACUGGAUGAUACCUCUCUAAAUGGGGUGAAUGAUCAAAAAUGUCAUCAGAUCAAUGUAGAUCUAAUAAAGACUCAGGAUGUUGCAAUUCAGACCCUAUCUGAAGAUAAUUUUGGUCAGACUGCAUUAAGUGAAAACAGCAAUCAUCAGGGUCGCGCACUGAGCCCUCACAAAAAUCCAACUCAUGUACACAAGCCAGUACAGAAAAAACAUUCCUCAGGAGCCAUGAAUGUGAUGAAUAAGACCAUAGGACAAGCCGACCAAAACAGUGUGAAUCCUAAUGGCACCCAUGAUAAUGCAUUUGUAAAUGAUAACCAAGUUCUCCCGGAAACAAUUGUCAGAAGCCCAGUUAGUUCUCCUACAAGACCGUACCCAGUUUACAGACAAGAUUCAAAGCCUAAACCUAAGCCUUCCAAUGAAAUUACCAGAGACUACAUUCCCAAAGUUGGAAUGACUACUUACAAAAUAGUACCUCCCAAGAGUUUGGAAACAGCAAAGAAUUGGGAAUUGGAUCAUGUGGAAUACCAAGAAGUAGUGGUAUCUCCCAAGAAUGAAAACUCCCAAGAAUUUGGUACACAAACAGUGGCUGCUAAUACCUCAAAAACAGAACCUGAUUUUAAGAAUGAAGUUACAUUACCUGAGGUAGGGAGGGAUCUCCCGCCUAAAACAUACCCGGCUGCUGAUCAUAGCCCAGUUUCCUUCUCCAAUGCCAAAGGCCAGAAAAUGGAGAUAGAACAUCCCAAGACUAAUCAAGACCACCCGAUUCUUCCCUUAAUUCUAAAUUCAGGAAGCAAAAGUUCUCCACCUGCAGUGCAAGAAAAACCAAAAAUUUUGAGUCCCCCGAUAAGGCCAAGCAAUUUUUAUAUGCAGAUACAGAGGAGAACCACAGAUCAUUAUGUAACUUCUGCAAUUGCCAGAGGUGGCUCUCUAAGCAGCCCUAUUCAGAAUGAAGCUAAGACUGCAGAGACGGAGAAAAAGGUGGCAUCUCCAGAUCAACAUUGCGCUCCACUACCUAAGUCAAUUACUGUUCCUUCUCAGUUACCUGAGGAAACUACUGAAAACGGAUGUAAUGAAGAAAGGAAAGUCGCUACUUCUCAUGUAAAAGUAUCUCAACCGUUGAAUUCUCCUUCAACCCAGCUUUCUCCAUUACAUUUGAAAACUUUGCGGACUUUUGUUUUGCCUCAGCCAUACUCUGCUCCUAAACCUUCACCUUUUGCUCUUGCUGUAUCAUCAGCAGUUAAAAGAUCACAGUCCUUCAGUAAAACAUGCGCCAAUACAACCAGGCCAUUAAAAGAACAAUCUUCUCUUGACCUUAGCACAUCAGCAUCCAGCACCGAAGUAAAGGAUCAUUCAUCUAUACCGAGUCCAACAACUCAGCAAAUCCUGACAGACAAGAAGACUAACGAUGCAAGCUAUGAGCAAAACAGGCAGGCACCCCCUUUAUUCAACCAUCCAGCCACCGCUAUCUGUGAGAGAAGUAUUGCUGCAGCAGUCCAGCGCCCUGACCCAGAACAGAUCCACCAGAGCUUGCUGGCUGCAAUCCGCUCUGGAGAGGCUGCUGCCAAAUUGAGGCGGGUUGCACCUCCAUCAAACACUAUUGCCAUCAAUGGAAGAUCCAGUCUCAGUUCUCCAGUGUCCAUCGAAACAAGUUACAGUAGUCAUUAAGAUUUUGUACAAAAUAUUUUGCACUUUAAUCACAAUUGCAUAGAUCUACUGCAUAAAACCUACUUCACAGUUACCUGCAUAAUUAUUGAAGACUAUGUAUAAAUGCAGGAUUGUGUGGGUAUACAUUGUCAAGAGUAAAGCACAGAAAUUUAAUGGAUGCCUCAAAAGAAUUCUUAAAAUAUAUAAUUUAUGGCUUUUUUUGCCUUUUCUCUUUAAAACUAAAAAUGCUGCUUCAGAACUGAUUCCAUGGCGCAGAACAGUUGUAGAUUUUUGCUGCUGUAAUAAUCAGAUAUGUUGAUUACCACUUCAUCCAUAAUAAAUGAUGUGUAGCAACAUGCUGUAUAAUGCUAAGAUUCAUCUUAAUGUUUGUAACUGCUUAAUAAUUAUGUUCAGAAACAUUUGAAUUUAAAUGUAGUUCUUCUCACCUGUUGCCUUGAAUGUUAAAUUUAAAAUUAAUUACUGCACUUAGCUAAAUAUUACCUAGAAACUCUGAUGGGCAAGUUUUCUAGUAAAAAAAAAAACAAUGUAGAUGAUAUACAUCUGAAGUUAUAUACUUCUGAAUCAGUUUAAGUGCUUAUUGUUCUCCCUUAAAUCAGUAGAACCUAAAGGUGCUUUAUUUUGGCUGGGUCAUGCCUAUUUAGAUUGAUUGUUACCAUGUUUGUUUCUAGUAUCAAAAUGAAAAAUAAUGAAACAGAAAUCCCCUGGCACCUACUUUAUAACAUUAUAUGUGGAUUUCUUAAUUUAAAACAUGUUUAGUCUCAAAGCUAGAGUGCUUAUGUCUGCGAUGUGUGGCAACAAUACCAUCAGUGAGUUCAGAGGAAUUUCUUUUUUUUCCAAAAGCAGCUGUAAAUCCAUAUUCCAAACCUUGGAAAAUAGCAAUGAAUGCUUCUGGAGUGCACUCCUGUUGCUGGUGAUGGGUGUGUCCCCAAAGCUAAUAUGGCCAAUGAGGAUAGAUAGUAACAAUUGGACAGUAUAGGAACAUCUGGAAAAUAACAGGUAUCCCAUCUUGUUCUAAGGUGGUACCGAAGAGCAGGUCCAUGCAUACGUGAACUGCAUAUCUCAAAAUAGGUGUAUAAUUCACCAUUCCUAAUUCAGAGACCUGCAUGAAUUUGACUCGCCAGCACUAAGCUUCAGUAACUUCUGCCCACCUCUUUUUCUAAAUUUGGUAGCUAAGCAGAUAUUGGGAAAGGAUCUUUGGCAAAGACAGACUCAUGGGACAUAUAGUUGGAAAUAUAUUUGGAAUCUAUAUAAAUUGACAUGAAGCACUCACAAUCCAGCUCUGGGCUGGACUGAAGAUUCUGGAUAUUUGUUUGGCAGUGGAUAUAAACUUUCAAGUCAUUGAACUGGAUCAGGUAUAGCUUGAGGAGAUCUCAAGCAAAAUUCACAGUGGCCUAGAGCAGCCAUAAUGCAUUUGAAAAUAGAUAAGCUGUAAUUGAACGCAGACUUUUGUGCAGUUUUUCUUCAGUGUUCAUAAAAGCAAACUGUUUUAUGUCUGUUAAUUUUUAAAAUAUGUUUUUGACAUUCAGGAAAUUCUGCAUAUGGUUAUGGGGGGAAAUGAGGUUCACUUAAGGAAAUGGGUAUUGGUGACAAUUUCUCCAGUUCAAAUUUACUUUAGAAACAUUGUCAAUAAACUAGUUCUAUGAGUGUGUAUUUCUAACAUUGUAGAAUUUCUGUGUUGAAAAUCUGUUUGUGACCCUAGUUCUGAUCAAGCAAUAAAUUGUAGAUAUGCAUUGCAAA
Messenger RNA from Notechis scutatus (mainland tiger snake), 5567 nucleotides. The record is from RefSeq and is a predicted model, not a curated record. Lineage: Eukaryota; Metazoa; Chordata; Lepidosauria; Squamata; Elapidae.